ACAACAAACCCACAUUCAAAGAGGGGCACACGAAUUACAUCACGCUCCGUGCGGAGGAUAUAACGGAGGUCGCGAGUUACGCUCAGCGCUUUUCUGCCGAGGACACAACUGGAGCAUCAUGCCGAGCAGAGGCGCGCGGAGCUCGAGGACACAUGAUCUGAUCUUUGCCACGAAGUUUGUCAUUAGAAAUCGUUUCCACUGAUGCUUCGAGGAACAAUCUUUUAUUUCUAUCGUGGAUUUUUAUCAUGGGAAUCUGAAUAUUAAGGGACUCUAGAGGCGCACGUUUGGAUACGGCUCACGCGUAAUUGCGCACAAGUGGACAAUAAGCAGCUCCGUGUGCGUGAGGAUCUCAUCGAUGAAUAUGGAUCAGUCUCACCAGUGUAUUGCCAUGUAUCUGCUGGUGCUGUCUCUCGGACUUGUGAUGGAUAGAGGGAUUUGUCAGCACUACUACCUUCUCCGCCCCAUCCCGAGUGACAGUCUGCCGCUGGUGGAAUUAAAAGAGGACCCGGAUCCGGUCUUUGACCCCAAGGAGCGAGAUCUUAACGAGACUGAAUUAAAGAGCGUCCUGGGAGACUUUGACACUCGCUUUUUGUCCGUUUUACAGCCCACGGAGGACAAAUUCACCGGGAACGAUGAGCUCGAUGACUUUGAGAUCCAAAAGCCGGGGGGAGUACUCCCGAAAGAAAUCCGAGCGGUGGAUUUUGACAUCCAGUUCGGCAAGAAGCACAAGCCCAGCAAGAAACUGAAGCGGCGCCUGCAGCAGUGGCUGUGGGCCUACUCGUUCUGCCCGGUCGUGUACACCUGGACCGACCUGGGGAACAGAUUCUGGCCGCGGUUUGUGCGAGUGGGCAGCUGCCUGAGCAAACGGUCUUGUUCUGUUCCGGAGGGGAUGGUGUGCAAACCUGCGAACUCUACCCACCUGACGAUACUGAGAUGGAGAUGCGUGCAGAGGAAGGGGGGGCUAAAAUGCGCCUGGAUACCGGUGCAGUACCCGAUCAUUACAGACUGCAAAUGCUCCUGUUCGAGUUAAAACACAAGACUCUGAAUAUAAAUUAUAAGCUCAGUAUUUUCUUUCCCCCAAAUCUCUUUCACGUGCACUACCGAGUGUAGGAAUGUAUUUUCUGUAUAUGCGGUGCCACGCAGUUAUAUAUAACUCCCUGUACAAAAUCAGUAUUAUUUGUAACCAGAGUCUACUUUAUUUGUGGAGAAUAAUGGUUAUAUAUUUUGUAUUUAUGGAGCGAUGGCGCAUAGAGCCACGUAAGGACUUGCUGUUUUCAAUACGCGGACGCAGCGAAUCGACCUCAGAGUUAAACGUGGAUUAUUGAUACAGUUUUGUGUCAGUGACUUGUUUUUAUCCUGUAAAUUUAAGGAAAUGUGCUAUUUAUUCUUUAUAUUCGUACAAUAAAACGACACUGAAAUGAUUUAAA
This is a messenger RNA of Oreochromis aureus, 1427 nucleotides long. RefSeq names its product noggin 1 (gene nog1). NCBI's taxonomy places the organism in Eukaryota, Metazoa, Chordata, Actinopteri, Cichliformes, Cichlidae. The record is from RefSeq and is a predicted model, not a curated record. The coding region runs from base 356 to 1030 and encodes 224 amino acids. Gene Ontology annotation, biological process: dorsal/ventral pattern formation; negative regulation of BMP signaling pathway; osteoblast differentiation. The transcript has a single exon.